Malassezia japonica is the source of this 4386-nucleotide messenger RNA. RefSeq lists its product as uncharacterized. The coding region runs from base 1 to 4386 and encodes 1461 amino acids. Gene Ontology annotation, cellular component: nucleus; mitochondrial outer membrane; cytosol. Lineage: Eukaryota; Fungi; Basidiomycota; Malasseziomycetes; Malasseziales; Malasseziaceae. The record is from RefSeq and is a predicted model, not a curated record. Gene Ontology annotation, molecular function: protein binding. The transcript is spliced from 2 exons.
AUGUCGGUGGUCACCAAUGAUCUAGGCGAGCGCGUGGAGGAGGGUUACUUCGGUAACCUUACUCCUGAGCACAAGACCACGCUCAAGGAGUUUUGGCGCCGCUUCUUCGAGCUCACCCAGCGCAACAAGGAGCGCUCAGCGGAGCUCGAUCGCCUCGGUGGUCCCAAGGCAGCUCAGACAGGCGAUGAGCUGUCGAACUCUGUCGAAACCAAAGAGAGCAAGGAAAAGAAGCAACACUCGGACGAUGCCAAGAAGGCCGGUGAGCUCAAGGCGAUUGACGAUGCCGUUGCCAAGUACGGUGGCCCCUACCUGGAGCAGGCCAUGUGGGACGCCUGCCAGCUGGACGCGCCUGAUAUGACUGCGCUGCGUUAUCUGCGUGCACGUCAGUACGAUGUCGACCGUGCGCUUGGUAUGAUGGUCGCCGCGCUCCAGUUCCGUCUCGACAUGAACGUCAACGAGCUGCUGAAGAAGGGUGAAGAGGGAAUGAAGGACGUUCCGGGCUUCCUCAACCAGUUCCGCCGUGGUAACACGGACAAGUACGAGCUGCCGAUCUACUUUAUCCACGUCGCGCGUCACUUUACCAACGCGCAAAAGAUCGAGACGCUGCAGCAGUUUGUCGUGCUUGCGAUGGAAAACUCGCGUCAGUUCUUCACGCCCCCGACCGAAAAGGCAAUUAUUGUAUUCGACAUGGCGGGCUUUGGUCUGAAGAAUAUGGACUGGGGUUGCGUAAUGUUCAUCCUCAAGUGUCUCGAGGCAUACUACCCCGAGUCCCUGCAACGCAUCUACGUCCACGGUGCCCCGUGGAUCUUCAAGGGUAUCUGGGCCGCGCUCCAGCCGCUGCUUGACCCCGUUGUCCAGGCCAAGAUCAAGUUCAGCAACAAACCGCACGAGCUGGAGGAAUACGUGCCCAAGUCGCGCUUCCGCAAGGGUAUGGGCGGUACGCUCGACUGGGACUGGGACUAUAUUGAGCCUGUUCCGGGCGAGAAUGAUCUCCUGAAAGAGACCGAGACGCGCGACGCGAUCAAGAAGGAGGCGGACGAACUUGUACAACAGUUCAUCGAGACCACUAACGAGUGGAUCAACGACAAGAGCAACAAGGAGGAGCUGGAUUACCGCCGCUUGGUCCUCACUAAGCAGCUUCGCCUGAAGUACUACCAGCUCCGUCCUUAUACCCGUGCAGUCUGCGUGUACCAGCGCACCAAGGUCAUUCGCAACGACGGUCUAAUCACCUGGACCUACCCCCAGACGACCGGUCAGACGGAGAAGCAGGAAGUCUGUGACCGUCACAAUGUCCCGGCGCUUAUCAAGUGGCUCAAGGAGCACGACGAGGACACGCUCGAGGACUCGGUCGGUGGCACAACGUCGCCGGCGUGCGUUGCUGGCACGUCCUACGACGUCCUCGACGCCCUCAAGGCCCCCAAGAAGGCCCCCAAGAAGGCGUCGAAGCCAGCUGAGAAGGCCGAGAAGCCUGAGAAGGCCGAAAAGGCCGAAAAGGCCGGCGGCGACGCGCCCAAGGAGGAAACUGGUGCCGGUGCCGGUGCCGCCGCUGGUGCCGCUGGUGCCGCCGGUGCCGCCGGCGCUGCUGGUGCGGCUGUGGCCUCGAAGCGCAAGUCCAAGUCGUCAAAGGCCGCUCCUCCGGCUGAGGACGAGGGCGAGGCUACCGAGGCGCCGAAGGAGCCCAAGCGCCGCCCCCGCAAGCCUGUCGCGAACGGCACCUCGGAGGUGCCUCAGAAGCGCAGCAGCAAGCCCCGCCGCAAGCCCGUGCCUGCGGCCGGUGAAGAGACUGUGGCGAAGGAAGAGGAUGCGAAGGAGGACAUUGCUCAAGCGCCCUCGGCCAAGGCGGCACCAGCGCAGGACACGGCCAAGGAGGCUGCGCCCCAGCAGGAGACGCUUACCGAGAAGGCCACGCAGCUUGGCUCUUCUGCAACGGGCGCUGCGACGGGCGCUGCUGCUGGUGCCGCGGCAGGUGCCGGUGCGAUGCUGGCCGGUGCUGCUGCUACGCUCGGCCUCUCUGGCUCGAAGCGUGCGCCGAGUGUCGCGUCUGAGUCGUCGUUUGCCUCGGCGGAGGACUUUGUGGAUGCGUCGCGUGCUCCCCCGGCGCGCAGCGGUAUUGCUGCCGCGAACCAGGACGAUGACGACGACGACGACGACGAUGUCGGCGAGGUUGAGGAGGAGCGCCAUGCGGUGCACAGUGCGCGUCACCAGGAGCUUGCGCGCGAGUACGACCUCGACGACGAGGAGCAGUCCGUGCUGAGCGACGACGACGACGAUGUCUCGCUCACUCCUGACACGGUGGUGGCCCCCAGCUACACCAUGGGCAAGGUUAAUGCCUCUGAAUGCCAGCAGAGCGAGGCUGAGUUCCGCGAGGACCUCGAGACGGCGCACGAGGCGAUGGAGUUGUUCCUUGACUCGCGCAUGCGCGAGGCUGAAGAGCUCUGUGAGCAAGGCGCGCACAACCGCCUGUACCGCUCGGUCGGUAUGACGCUGAUCAACAGUGUCAAGUCGGUGAUGACCUUUGAGCCGAACGACAUGCAGGUGGCGAUGAAGUGCUGCAAGCACACCAUGUCUAUCGCCGAGGUGCUGCGCAAGAAGCCGAACUUCCUGUCGCGCUUGCUGCCCGGCCGCAGCCUGCCGUCGCUCACGUCGAUGACGCUCAUCCAGCAGCACGCCGAGCUUGUGUACGCCGAGGCGAUGCUUCUCCGUGCCGUGCUCGGCAUCCUCUACUCGGGCGACACGAUCGGCUUUGUGCGCCAGGCCAUGUCGCUGCGCAAUGCCUACACCAUCAUGCGCGAUCUGCUCCGCAUGGUCGAGCAGGCCGACAGCGCGGUCGAGGAGGCGAACAUCACGGGCCGCUCGUCGGUGAAGUCCAUCGACCAGGACCUGCGCUCGGGUGUGUACCUCGGCAAUGGUCUGUCGUCGCUGAUCCUCUCGCUGCUCCCCCGUCGCCUGCUCAAGGUGAUGGAGACGGCUGGAUUCACGGGCGACCGCCAGCAGGCGCUGCAGCUCUUUGAGCGUGCCGGUGGCUGGACCAAGGCCAAGGCGCAGCCCGCUGUGUCUGCCGAGCAGGAGGGUGUGCGUCGCCCCAUGUGCGACAUGGCCAUCCUGCUGUACCACCUGGUGAUUGCUGCGCAUGUCCCCGUGACCGAUGUGGACCUUGCGUUUGCCGACAAGGUCCUGUCGUGGAACCUGCAGCGCUUCCCCCACGGUAUCUUCUUCCUGUACUUCUCUGCGCGUCUGUACGCGACGCAGGCGCUGCCCGAGAAGGCGAUUGAGUGCUACCGUGCGGCGAUCGAGUCGCAGCGCGAGUUCAAGCAGCUGCACCACCUGUGCUUCUGGAGCCUGUCGCUCACCUACCUGAGCACGAGUGACUUUGAUCGUGCGUACGAGUGCUACGAUGUGCUCUCGCGCGAGUCGAACUGGUCCAAGGCCAUCUACCAGUACGCCAAGGCCGCGAUGCUCUACGAGUCGAGCGCGCACAACCGCGCGCAGAGCAACGCGAUCAUGCUGACCGUGCCCAAGCUCGUGAAGCGUGUGGCCGGUCGCCACAUUCCGUUCGAGCGCUUUGUCAAGCUGAAGGCUGCCAAGUUUGGCCGCCAGAGCCAGCUGGGCCUGCCUGCGAUGGAGUUCUCGUACCUGUGGCACUGCAUUGAGCAGACGCCCGUCUUUUUGCUGAUGAGCAACCAGCUCACGCGUAUCGACGAGGUCAUCGACGAGCUCGAGACGUACGAGUCUCCGAGCACGUACGGUGGCGGCGAGAAGGACUUCUACGCGCUGUACUGUCUUGCUUUCUUUUUGCGCGGUGUCGCCCUGCGCUACGUCGCCUACCCCGAGCACCACACGCUUGUCCGCCACCCCGUCGGCGAGCGCAUCGAUGCUGCAGAGGUGGCCGACGACGCAAUCCACUCGUUCAACAAAGUGUUUGAAUACGGCAACUUCCUCGACUCGGUUGACCGCUACCUUGUGUACUUUGCUCACUACGAGCUUGGCUGCCUCUACUCCGCACACGGCAACGAGACCGAGGCGCGCCAAGAGCUGGACCUGGUGCUCUCGCGCAAGCCGCUCGUCGCGCAGGAGGGCGGCCCGCUCCGUUCGGGCAAGGCCGACUACCUCCUCAGCGGCAUGUGCCAGCUGCGCGCCAACGCUGCGCUCGAGACGAUGCGCAUCCGCCGCGACCGCUCGGCGCAGCGCCUGACCAAGAGCCGCUCGACGCGCCGCAGGAGCACGAGCGGCGCGCCGCAGGGCGCACGCCUCGCGUCGCGCCAGAGCAUCCGUGCGAGCGCAGCCGAUACUUCGUACGCGGAUGAGAAUGGCUCGCCGCUGCGUGCGUCGAGCAGUCGUGCGUCGGAGAUUGGCCGGCGCGCGAGGCAGAGCCGCUUGGUUGCUUAA